AUGAUCAACUCACAAAACUCGGAACAAGUUCUUCAAUUUGGACAAAAAUGCUGGCAAAAAAUCAAAACCACUAGAAAGGCUCACAAAUGCGAUGUCGAAGGUUGCGAUAAGGUCUACACCAAGAGUUCGCACCUGAAAGCUCAUAAACGGACACAUACAGGUGAAAAACCUUAUGUUUGUACCUGGGCGGGAUGCGGGUGGAGGUUUGCCAGGUCAGAUGAAUUGACGAGACAUCAUCGCAAGCAUACUGGCCUGAAACCAUUUGCCUGCAGGUUGUGUCAGAGGAGGUUUAGUAGAUCCGACCAUUUGUCUCUUCAUAUGCGAAGACAUUGAAAUUUUAUUAGAGCAAACUAACAAAUAGUAAAUUAAAUUGAAACAAUACUGACUAA
Messenger RNA from Ctenocephalides felis (cat flea), 389 nucleotides. Its product is annotated as Krueppel-like factor 12. The transcript has 3 exons. Gene Ontology annotation, biological process: regulation of transcription by RNA polymerase II. Bases 1 to 333 code for a protein of 110 amino acids. The record is from RefSeq and is a predicted model, not a curated record. NCBI's taxonomy places the organism in Eukaryota, Metazoa, Arthropoda, Insecta, Siphonaptera, Pulicidae. Gene Ontology annotation, molecular function: DNA-binding transcription factor activity, RNA polymerase II-specific; RNA polymerase II cis-regulatory region sequence-specific DNA binding.